AUGGCCGCCGUAAUCAAUAUCCAGGAAGAAGGCGCACCACCCCUCCAAUCACACCUCCAGCCCAUGCUUGAAGACGUGAACCGUGUCGACAAUCAGAACAAUGGGACUAGUGUCGUACUAGUUCAAUGCCACUGUGGACUGUUGGGCGCGGAUAACGGUUCUGACUUGAAACGUUCAGCAUUCGCGUUACCGCACCGUCGCGCCGUACCAGAAGCGAGCCACACCGUCGGUGGUCUUAUUCCAGCCGAAGCUAUGUUCUAUGGCGACUUCGCUGUUUAUGCUAUGUUGUAUCUGUAUCUCCAGCUCAUGUCCAUUACCCGCAAAAUGUGUUACCACCUCCUCGCCUAUAUUGAGUUCGCGUGCGCGCAUCAGCACAUGGUUCGACGGCGCCAUGUGAGUGCUCUCCUGCCAUUGCGCGCGCAGCCGAAUUACGCACGCGAAAUGGGCCAUAAUCCCUAA
Messenger RNA from Fibroporia radiculosa, 459 nucleotides. RefSeq lists its product as uncharacterized. Bases 1 to 459 code for a protein of 152 amino acids. NCBI's taxonomy places the organism in Eukaryota, Fungi, Basidiomycota, Agaricomycetes, Polyporales, Fibroporiaceae. The transcript is spliced from 2 exons. The record is from RefSeq and is a predicted model, not a curated record.